Cetraspora pellucida is the source of this 1155-nucleotide messenger RNA. NCBI's taxonomy places the organism in Eukaryota, Fungi, Glomeromycota, Glomeromycetes, Diversisporales, Gigasporaceae. The record is from the annotation of a GenBank genome assembly.
AUGGAAGAAAAUAAUGAUUUUUUUAGUCAAAAUUCCUUUGAAAGCGUCAUAAACGAGCUUAAAAUUCAUUGCAAAGUCGGAAGUCGAAAUAAUCACCAUCCAAACAUUUGCCAGAUUUUUGGAAUUGCUAAAGAGUUUGUCGAAAAUAUUACAAUUCAAAACUCACAUUUGAAUGAUAAUGUUGAUGACAAUAAUAAUAUGAAUAUGAAUAAUAGUAAUAAUCAUAGGAAUAUUUAUGCCAAUGGCGAUGUCAUGAAUGUUGAGGAUAACAACCGAUUUCAGACACAAAGCGUAUGGACAACAUUAAAUAUGAAUCAUAGAAAGGAAUUCUCCGAUUUGCCAAAUGAAUGUGUUCUUAAAAUUUUUUCCUAUUUGAAUGAUGUAAAAGAUCUUUAUAAUUGUUUAUUUAUCAACAAAUUUAUACAUGGAAUCGCUGUGUAUAUGUUAUGGAAAAAUCCUUUUAUCAACAAUGCGAAAUGGAGGGAUUCAAUAAUUCUUACUUAUUUAAAUGAAUUAAAUUUAGAAGAGCAAAAAACGUUAAUCCCUCUAAGAAUUAAUUUUCCUUUUAUCAAAUCACAUUCAUCCAAAUAUGCACCCUGCUUAGAAACUCUUGAUUUACACUUUUUACAUAUUGCCUGUUUAAAAUGGCUUGCUGGUGCGGGUUACUUUUGCCAAUGUGGAGAAUUGCGUAUAGUCCAGGCUGUCGUCUCUGCUAUCGUUCGGAUGGUUCUGCGUACAAAUCGAAAUCUUAAAAUAUUGAGCAUGAAGGUAGCUGAGGAUGAGCCUGAUGUCUCAAACGCUUCCAUUUUCUCAUCAAGUCAACCGGGCAUAUCAAGUUUACACUCUUUUCAUCUUACACUUAAUAAUACCCCUACAAAAAAAAACGUAUCUCAAUUUUUAACAAAAUUACCUGAUUUAUGUUUAAGUCUUUGCGAUGUCACUUUUGACUUUGCUGAAACAGAUAUUGAUGAAAAGAUUACUACGCUUUUAAUUAAACUCAUUAGAGUACAAAAAGCAUUAAAUCAUUUCACUUUGAAAUGUCGUGGUGCUAUUACUGGAAAAUAUAUUGAGACGUUAGAGUCCCAAAAGGAUCAUUUAAUUUCUCUGCAUUUGGAUAGAUUGGAUUUUCGAAAAAUUUCGGAUGACUCCUUGAAA